AUGUUUUCGCGGCCAGAGAGAUCAGAGAAGGCCGUCGUCGCUCCCCGGAGCUCGAGCGAGGACGGCGGCUGUGCCCGGGAACCGGCUGUCGACGUUGAGUACGACUCCGACCUCCAUGUCGAGUGCCCGCCGCACACCACCGAGCGGCGCCUGGUCAGCAGAAUCGACUUCCGCGUGAUCCCGUACCUGUGUGUUCUGUACUUGCUGGCUUUUCUCGACCGCGUCAACAUCGCCAACGCCAACGUCUUCGGGCUGAGCGAGGAUUUGGACAUCGCUUCUAAAGACAGCAUGAAGUACAAUACCGCUUUGGUCAUCUUUUUCGUCCCGUACAUACUCGCCGAGAUUCCAUCUAACGUCCUCAUGAAGAAGGUCUCGCCGAGAGUGUGGUUGUCUGGCUGUAUGUUCUUCUUUGGACUUACUACAACCAUGCAAGGGUUGGUCCAGAACUAUUCCGGAUUGCUGGCAACAAGAUUCUUCCUCGGCCUGUUCGAGAGCGGCAUGUUUCCCGGUUGUUUCUAUUUGAUAGGAAUGUGGUAUCGACGUCAUGAAGCUCAGCGUCGCUACAGCUUCUUCUUUAGCAGCACGACCCUUGCCGGAGCUUUCGGUGGUCUCCUCGCGUCUGCAAUCGGAAAGAUGGAUGGGAUUCGGGGAUAUCGAGGGUGGAGAUGGAUCUUCAUCCUUGAGGGUCUUCUCACAGUCGUGGUUUCUUUAAUCUUCUUCUUCCUCUUGCCCAACUUCCCGGAGGACGCGAAGUGGCUCAGUGAGGAUGAGAAGAAAUACGUGAAAGCCCGCCUGCAGGCUGACCAGGGCCGUUCGGCUGCCGAACGCCAGAUAACCAUCCAAGACGUCGGCCGUGUCUUUAAGGAUCCUAAGCUUUGGGUCGGCGGAUUCAUGUACUUCGGCCUGAUCGUCCCUGCGUACGGCUAUGCAUACUUCUCUCCAGCUAUCCUCAAGACGUAUGGCUACUCGGCAAUCCAGACGCAGCUGCACAGCGUACCACCGUGGGCAGCGGCAUUCGGGUUUGCCAUGAUAAUUGCCUGGCUUUCGGACAAAUUCCGCCACCGCUUCCUCUUCACCCUCAUCCCAAUCGCCGUUGCGAUAGCUGGUUUCGGGAUCAUGAUCUCGGUACACGACAACCUGAACGUGCAGUACGCUGGCCUCUUCCUUAUCGCCAUGGGCUGCUACUCGGCAAUGCCCGUGAUUGUCUGCUGGUACAACAUGAAUCUAGGAGGCCACCACCGCCGUUCCGUUGGUUCGGCAUGGCAGGUUGGGUUUGGUAACAUCGGAGGCGUCAUAGCCGUCUUCGCUUUUUUGUCGCGAGACGCGCCUCGUUACACUCCUGGCUAUAGCAUCUGUAUAGCGUUCAUCUGCCUGAGCGCGCUGAGCUGCGUCGUCUACUGGGUUCUCUGCUCUUGGUCGAACAAGAGGAGAGACAAGACACCGACGGACCUUGGACUUACGGAGUAUGAGAAGACUGAGAUGGGGGACUUGAGCCCUGACUAUAGGUAUCUCCUGUAG
Messenger RNA from Diplodia corticola, 1518 nucleotides. Its product is annotated as major facilitator superfamily transporter. Gene Ontology annotation, cellular component: plasma membrane. The transcript is spliced from 6 exons. Gene Ontology annotation, biological process: transmembrane transport. Bases 1 to 1518 code for a protein of 505 amino acids. Gene Ontology annotation, molecular function: transmembrane transporter activity. Lineage: Eukaryota; Fungi; Ascomycota; Dothideomycetes; Botryosphaeriales; Botryosphaeriaceae. The record is from RefSeq and is a predicted model, not a curated record.